AUUUCCUUCAAACAACCCAAAAAAAUCAAUACAUCUUAUCUCUCCUAUACAAAACCAAUAACUUCAUUCCAACUCCAAUCCCAACUUAAUGACAAUCAAUCAGAAAAAACUAUUGAGUCUACACCUCAAA
Scutellospora calospora is the source of this 130-nucleotide messenger RNA. NCBI's taxonomy places the organism in Eukaryota, Fungi, Glomeromycota, Glomeromycetes, Diversisporales, Gigasporaceae. The record is from the annotation of a GenBank genome assembly.